Messenger RNA from Corythoichthys intestinalis (scribbled pipefish), 2726 nucleotides. RefSeq names its product ubiquitin-conjugating enzyme E2D 4 (putative) (gene ube2d4). Bases 273 to 716 code for a protein of 147 amino acids. Gene Ontology annotation, molecular function: ubiquitin conjugating enzyme activity. Gene Ontology annotation, biological process: protein K48-linked ubiquitination. Lineage: Eukaryota; Metazoa; Chordata; Actinopteri; Syngnathiformes; Syngnathidae. Gene Ontology annotation, cellular component: nucleus. The record is from RefSeq and is a predicted model, not a curated record. The transcript has 7 exons.
CUGCCUGCAAAACGGCGAGAAUACGACAGCAGAGGUACUAGCAAACACCUCGUCAAUUCCAGGACUAGCUACAGAUAGAAAAUACGAUUUUUCAAUGUUGGUUAGCCUCGUUGCUCCAGAAACCAAACCAGCGAAGUCGUUGUAGGCCAGACGCGGUUGCCUGUAUCCUGUUGUAAAGUAUAAUUUGGAAAUUACGCCACCGCCGAAUAUACAUUGUAUAUGCUCAUAUCUAAGGGUUAGCUGACAGGCUACCUAGCACAGCCAUUGGGGCAAUGGCGUUGAAAAGAAUUCAGAAGGAGCUGUCCGACUUGCAAAGGGAUCCCCCUGCUCAGUGCUCCGCUGGACCAGUUGGAGAUGAUUUGUUUCAUUGGCAGGCAACGAUAAUGGGUCCGAGUGACAGCCCCUAUCAGAAUGGAGUGUUUUUCCUUACUAUCCACUUCCCUACAGAUUAUCCAUUUAAACCACCCAAAGUUGCAUUUACAACUAAAAUUUACCAUCCUAAUAUUAACAGUAAUGGAAGUAUUUGUCUGGAUAUACUAAGAUCACAGUGGUCACCUGCACUAACCGUAUCGAAAGUAUUAUUAUCAAUCUGCUCCCUUCUUUGUGAUCCAAACCCUGAUGACCCUUUGGUACCAGAGAUUGCUCAUACAUACAAGGCUGACAGGGAAAAGUACAACAAACUGGCAAGAGAAUGGACCCAGAAGUAUGCAAUGUGAGGUUGCCAAGAUGGAAAUCCAAAAGGAGGACAUAUUUGUUACUGAAGGCAUAGGAAAAACAACAAACAAGACAAUGGACAACCUUUCGGACAAGGUGGCAAUAUUAUGAUGUGCUGAGUUGAGUCAAUGCGUCUUUAAUGCAUGUAUCGAUCUCAGCAGGACCUAAAGAGUCCCUGGAGGCACUCCUUUACUGAAAAAGACACUACUCUUAGUCCAUAUGCCACACUCAAGACUUCAAACUGUUACUCUUGCUAGUGUUUUUGCAGCCAUCUUUGUUGCUUUAUAUACAUGCACUUCAUUAUGUUGUUUUACUGCCUGGAUUUUGGAAAGGAUCACCGUGAUUUUGGGGAUGCUGCUCAUGUCCCACUGGAUGUCUUCUCUUAUUGUAUUUCCAUGGAUUUAGUGGCCUUUCUGUGAUCUAGUGUUUCGGUCGACGUGCAAUUGAGACAGAAUGUUUCCAGUUCAACAAUUUUGGUGCAGUGCCAUUACCAGCAGCUGAUCACAUGGCACAUAUUAACACUACCCCAAAACAAUGUGAAAUUUUAACAAAAAAAUGGACUGAUCAUCUUUGUUUGCUUUUAGGAUUGCAGCAUGUAGCGUUAUCGGAACUGGAGCUUUAUCUGUCUAAACCGCAGCUCCUAACAAACUACUGGAUUUUUCUCCCAAUUUGUCAUUGCUCAUAUACUGUAUAAUGUCCAACAAUACAUUUUUGUUGGGUUUGUCAAAUGUUACUGUUACAUGACAAUGUUAAUAUGAUCAUGGCUACUUCGCAGCAUGUAGCUAAGCUAUAUGUUACCUCCUCAGUACAUUUACUCAGGUAUCAAACCCAAUCAUCAGCCUUUCUAAUAAGUAGUGAUCCUUGGUGAGAAAAAUGCCUGAAGUCUAUAUUGUAUGUUCUGAUACACUCAUGAAAUGUGCUGAAAGACAAAACAGUUCUACCCUUGAUAUUUGUGUUACACGAGUAUUUUAUGGGAGAGGAGACUUUUUUUUUUUUUUAACCUUUGUUUUAUGAACAAAACUUGGACGUGAACAACUUAACAAUGCAUAUGCUACUGAUGCUACUGUUGAUGCGCUAAAGUGGACCUGAAGUAAUGCUUUUCAGGGUAAGUUAAUGACAUUUUUUUGUUUGUUUUUAAUGUUUUAGGUAAUGUAAAGCUACAUUUCAACGUACUCAUAAUCAUGAUUACACAGGUAUUUUUUGAGGUACAGAACCUCAGCUAGCUGGUUGCCACAUUUGUGUUGUAUCUUCAAGAUAUUUAGUUUUAGCCUUCUGUUCAUGUCAUCUGGAGUGACUAUUGGAAUGUGUCAUAUAAUAAUGUUAGUUUGAAUUUAACAACAUUAAUACUUGUUAGUGUGUGCUUUUUCCAUGUACUGAUGCUGCCAAUAAAAAGGGAAACUAAUAGCAUAAAGUUGAAUAAAUUGUCAUCCAACACAUCCUUAAGGAUCCCUAAUGAAGCAUGGACAUUAGCUGCUUCAAUAUUAGAUUUCAGGCCAUGUUUUAAAAUUCGUUGUUUGCUAAUGUAUACACUUGAGUUUUUGAAAAAGCUACACUGAAUGAAGUAAAUGUUUUUGUUUAGAAUUUGUGUACAGUACUAGAAUGCUAUUUUUAAGAGCUCAAACCGAAAGAAAUUGCAGCCUCAAUUAUUGUGACUGAUUUUAGUUACCAUUGACUCUUGUGCUCAAUAAAGUUUAUGUAGGCAGCUUGGCAUGCUUUGCACUCUAGAGAAACUUCUCUCAGCCACUUGCCAGAUAUCAGGGAUUUUGUUAUAAUUCAUCUGCCCAACACAUCUGAAGAAACUUCUAGCCUUAACCCUCAUUUUGUUUAUAAAGGAAAAUUCCAUAGUGUCAAAUGCCUAAAUUAGAUGUCUUGGCUUGUUCUUUUGAGAAUUUUUCUUAAUUCAAGGCUGGCUCUCUGCAGCUUAAACAUUGUGCUUGAACGAUCUCCUUGAGCAUCCACAUCCCUUUGUCCAUACAAGUUAACUUUCAUUAAACAUGAAUAAAGUCAAUGGA